AGGGAAACAGUUGGAGGUUUGAGGACAAAGAAUGGGAGUGAUUUGAUAUAUACAACCUAUCAAAAAGGGUAAAUAGGACUUGAAACGUGGCCUUCCAGAAGACCUUUAAUUGUGGUAUUGUUCCUACUGUGAUGUAAUCUGUUGGAGGACGUUUUUGUGUGUGUAAUGAGCUCACUUUGGGAGAUGGACACCUGAGAAAAUACCUGAAGAGGGGCUGAGUAGAGAACACCUGUAGAGGUAGAGGAUAUAGCCUAUUAAAGCCUUAUCUUCAAUACAUCUUCUGACAAGGAAAAAUAAUGAAGAAGAAACAGGCUCUGGUUAUAAACAGGGGACUAACCAGCUGUGAUACUCUCAUUUUGGGCAGCAAUUUCUUUUCUGCAUAGCAACCCGUUUUUUAAAAUUAAAUUCCUGACCUUUCCCAAGACAAUCUGCAUAGAAGGGACACGGUUUUAGUAGGAAAUGGUCAUGUACUUCUUUAGCUCCUCAUGAGGAAGAGUUCUCUCCGUGUUUCUGACUAGGAUGUGACCAUCUCUGUCAACAGUUUCAACUGUUAUUGACGCAGCUAACAACUUACACAGUAGAGAACCAGUUAUAUCGCUGCUGCAGGGCGUCUCAGCCUGGCCCUAGUAUAGUGUUGUCGCUCAGACUCUCCCUGUGUCGACCCCUCACCAUGCAGUCCUCUGGGCCGGAGCAGGACGACUCCUUCGACUUCCUCUUUAAGAUCAUCCUGGUGGGAGACUCAGACGUGGGGAAGACCUGCGUAGUCCAGAGCUUUAAGUCUGGUAUCUUCAUGGAGAAACAACAGAACACUAUCGGCGUGGACUUCACCGUCCGAACCAUGGACAUUGAUGGCAGGAAGGUCAAGGUAAGGAAAUAUGUGUACAUUUCAGGGAUGAUUGUUUAUCAAAUGUUUCUAUGAUAACCAGUGUUAAGUACAGGACAUUUUGUCUUUGUUCUUUCCGGUAUUUAAUUAUUGUCAAUAGGCCUAGCUAGCUCAAUUGUGUCUUUACAUAGUGUAAAUCCUUCUGCCUCUGCUGUCCUCAAAAGCAAAGAAUCUUCAGCACUUCUUUGUUUGUUUUAAGGAACAGGAGUGGUCUUACUCUAACUUUGGAUUGCCCCGCUGUGAAUGUGUGUGUUUUCUGGGUGUGUAUCAAGUGACUGUAUAAUUGUAUGGACAGUAUAAGUGUGUUUUCCUAGGUACAUGUUUGUCUGUGGAGGGGUUGGAUGUUCUUGGACCACCCUUAAAAACGUCUCAUCCAUAAAUGUAAUAAAUGAAAACCUCCCUGUACCGGUUUCUCCUCCACAGGGAUGCAUAGACGUCCAACCCACAGUCCCUUCCCCUUUAGCGACUGGAUAGUUGUAAACAUAUGGUGAUGUCUCCAGCUAGCCUUUCAAUGUGCUUAGGGGAACGUUCUCCAUGUUUACACUUAUCUUGUUCUACCAAAGGGUUGGUGAAAAGGCUACAGAUGGUUUUUCAACUGACCCUUUGUUAUCCUGGCCUGAUAGUGUGUGUGAAAUAAAUUGGUGUAGUGUGUGUACUCCAGCUAAAGUGUGUGUCGUUUCUUGUCUCCUCAGAUGCAGGUGUGGGACACGGCUGGACAGGAGCGUUUCCGCACAAUCACCCAGAGUUAUUACCGCAGCGCCCACGGCGCCAUAGUGGCCUACGACAUCACACGGCGCCCAACCUUUGAAUCUGUGACACACUGGAUCCAGGAAGUGGAGCAGUAUGGGGCUGCUAGCGUUGUUCUCAUCCUCAUUGGUGGGUGGGAGAGACACAGGCAACACGUGGCUUUAGUCAAACUCUGUUAUAAAGCCUACUGAACAGUUGUAAUAAUGACAUAACAGAUAUGGUGCUCAUUGUCACUGGUGGGUGAGAGAAAAUUGUCUGACACUUAUCUUGAACUUGGAAAUAGAUUCUUCCAAACAAUUAACAUUCAUCUAUUUAUCAAAAUAAACUCAAAUAGAAAUAACAAUUUCCUUCUCUAACUUUCUCUGCUCUUCUCUCCUAGGGAACAAAUCGGACCUGCAGUCGGAGAGACAGGUGCUGUUUGAGGAUGCCUGUACUCUGGCUGAGGGGAAGGGUGCGCUGGCCGCCAUGGAAACCUCGGCCAAGGAGGCCCAGAAUGUGGAGGCAGCCUUUAUGCUGAUGGCCCGGGAGCUGAUGGUUAGGAACGGCCUGACCAUCACAGACGAACACUCACAGGCCUCCCAACACUUCCCAAACUCCCAUCCAAUCCAUGGCUCCGAUUCCACGGACAGGAAAUCAUGUUGUUGAGAGAAUUGAUGGGCAAGGUGGGCGAGAGGUUGUUGUGCUGAUGGGGCUGAUAAUUAUAUAAUUAAACUAUAGAUAAACUAUAAUUGUCUGGAAUCAACGUUGCCUACACACUAUCCCUUGACACUUCCCCUUGUAGAUGCUAAGCCACAAAGCCUGCUAGUUUUAGACUGCUACAUCUAAAGGUGCUGUCAAGAAGUGUCUUGGGGUAGAGGCUAGGGGUUGGGGAUGUGUGUGCAUACUAUAUUGUGCGGUGGUGGGGAUGGAAUAGAUACAAGUACUGUAGUGAUGAUUGAUUGCCACUGAAAAGUGUUCAAAUGUUUUACUUUCACAAGUCCCACUCCAGCUGUUUUUUUAACUUUUCCCAUUGAAAAACAAUAUUUCAACUAUAAAUACAGUACACACCUUUUUUUACACAAUUGCGAAAUUCAAGGGUUUGCCAAUUCAAGGAGUUGGUCUGAUGGUGCACCCUGAUGUCAUCGGCCUUCCCCCUUGCUUGAGGGAACAAUAAAGGAGAAAUUGAGGACAAAAGGGAAAGGCCUACACCCCCCCCCC
This is a messenger RNA of Coregonus sp. 'balchen', 2827 nucleotides long. The record is from the annotation of a GenBank genome assembly. NCBI's taxonomy places the organism in Eukaryota, Metazoa, Chordata, Actinopteri, Salmoniformes, Salmonidae.